Molecule: messenger RNA, 2162 nt
Organism: Coccomyxa subellipsoidea C-169
Lineage: Eukaryota; Viridiplantae; Chlorophyta; Trebouxiophyceae; Coccomyxaceae
Exons: 13
Coding region: 1-1734 (577 amino acids)
Biological process (GO): proton transmembrane transport
Cellular component (GO): membrane
Molecular function (GO): antiporter activity
Source: RefSeq, a predicted model, not a curated record
AUGCCGCCCCUGAUGGGCAUGCUGGUGGCGGGGAUCAUCUUACGUAAUGUACCGAGUGAUCUGGUGCGGGGGCUGAAGUACAGCUGGGCCAAGGAGAUCAGAUAUGGCUGCCUCGCUGUCAUCUUCCUCAUGUCAGGCCUGGAGCAAGAUCUCGAGGUGUUCAAGAAGGUUGGUGGUGCAGCGGUGAGGCUGCUGCUCUUUCCUGGCAUUGUGGAAGCGCUAGUCUCUGGCGCUGUGGGCAUUGCUGUCUUCAAGAUGCCCGCUUUGCUGGCAUUCGCGAUGGGCUUCAUCCUGAAGCCGGUGGACCCAGCGAUUGCAAUAUCCAUCAUGUGCGGCUAUCAACGGGAGAAACGGGGGGUGGCUAAAGGUAUCCCCUCCCUGGUGGUGGCUGCAGCCAGCUUCGACGACCUUGUGGCGAUCACCCUCUACACCAUCUUUAUCUCCCUUGCCGUGACCAAAUCCGACGGCAACCUCGCAUGGAGCAUCGCCUCCGGUCCGCUCAACGUUGUCUUCGGCCUCGCGCUCGGCGGCGCAGGUGCACUGAUCUGCUCUGCCACUAUCAUUUGGAACAGCCAUGUCAAGCGUACACUGGCCGUCCUGCUCAUCACUCUUCUGCAGAUGUACUUCAUGGUGACGUUUGACUUCUCAGGGGCGGGCAUUCUGGCGGCAAUUGUGCUCGGGGUGACAACAUCCACGCUGUGGAGCAAAGGGUGGCCCAAAAUGCUAUCAAGCGGUGCCAGCGACAACCACUCUACGAUAGUGGAGCACUAUGUGGCGCUGUUCUGGCGGUGGGUGGCCCAGCCUUUGCUCUUUGGCAUUGUGGGGACUGCCAUCAACUUCAGGAAGAUCCAGGCCUCCACCAUCCCCCUCAGCGUGAUUGUCAUCCUCUCAGGCUGGCUGGCGCGCAUGCCGACUUCGUUGCUGAGCGUGAGUUGUGCAGGGCUGACUCUACGAGAGAAGGCCUUUGUCAUGUUUGCAUGGCUGCCCAAAGCCACGGUGCAGGCAGCGCUGGCAUCAGCCCCCCUCGACAGAAUUUUGGAUGAGAACAAGGGGCAGGAGUAUGUCGACUGGGGCGACCAGAUUCUUGUCACAGCGCUGUUCUCCAUUAUCAUAUGCGCUCCCCUGGGCGUCGUCCUUGUAUCCCUUGCUGGGCCACACCUCCUGAAAAAGGACAAAGACACAGUGAAGACUGGUGACAUUGAGGCCUCACGGUUGGGCCCAAAACCGCUGCCCAUCGUUCCAAAGCCAUCAGUGGAAAUUUUUGAACGCACCAACUCGCUGCCAGCCAUUCUGCCCUCGCUUCUGCAUGAUGUGGGCCUGCAUCAUGUGGCCCCACCUGCAGAGCCUGACACGUCUCCAGAUAGAGGGGCUUCAACGCAUGUGGAGCGCAUAGUCACUCCUUUCGCCACAGUGUCAGACGCCGCUGAGGACGACAGAUUCGAACAUGGAUCGCCACAGUAUGCAGCAUCUGCUAACAGUGAGGACGCCCUUGAGGAGGAGCUGCUUGCAGACCUGGACCAUGACAUCCACAGGAACCUGAUGGCGAUAGAGAGGGAGGCGUGGCUGCUGGAAGUGCAGCAGGUGGUGGGCGUGGCAGCUUCCAGGGCAGCUGCCCAGCGGCUGCAUUCGGCGGUACGGGAACUACGGCACCAGAGCGUGAGCGGGAACGCCUCCGCGCUGAUGCGCGUCGACGGCGCGCGCGGCUUCUUCCGGCGCAGCAGCCGGGGUGUAUAGCAUGCAUCGCUUUUAGCUUUCAAAUUUUUAGGGUUUGGGGUUUAUAGUUGUGUAUAUAGGAAUAGGCAUCAGAGAUUUAGCGGCAACGCCUCUGCGCUGAUGCGUUGACGGCGGGCGCAGGAGCAUAAGCAAGGGUGUAUAGCAAUCACCACUGUGUGGACAGGAGGUGUUUAAUCGAGGGGUGUAUACUAGCUGUUUCUAUGCAAGUACAUGCAUCUCCUGCCGGAGGCAAGGUGAGUCCUGCAGGUAACGGCCUUCACAAACCCUGGAGGUGACGAAUUGGUGGGUGUGCAUACGUGUGCUAGCAAAUGCAAUUGAGUGCUUUCUUACAAUUUGCAGUUGGGUUUUGGGCGUCAGCAAACAAUCGCACUGAAGUAGCCACGAUCGUGAGUAGCCAGGUUUAAACUUGUUAAACAAGUUUGUCAGUG